AUGGUCUCAACUCUAGCAACCUUACCAGUACUCACAACUCUCCCAGAUCCACUCAUAUUUGCGGCUCUCGUCUGUUUCAAAGGCCCACCUACGAUAAACCUUGCUACAAUGUCGCAAAACUCCACUAUCUGUGAUCUCCCAGCUGAGAUACUACUCAUGAUAGUCAAUCAUCUUGAUGCUUUCAGUACCAUCUGGCUACAACGUUCGUGCCGGCUUUUUCAUGGAACAAUACCGUCUCCUACUCACCUGGAGUUAAUAAAAGCGGAGACUACCUAUUUCGGUACUCAGAACGACUUAUACGCCUGCAGAGAUUGCCUUAGAUUACGCCCUAGAGCAAAAUUUGCGGACAAUAUGGUGAAAAGGAAAAAGUCCAAGUGGGGAGAAAAAGUUACGGAACGGUGGUGUGUGGACUGUGGUAUCAAACCGCGCCCUGGCACUAAUCGAUAUACCGCCGGUAACAUCAUCACUAUCCUAGGGGUACCAUUUGUGAUCUGCUCAAAGUGUCGCAAAUUUAGAGAAGGUGCUUCGGAAAACGGGAAACUGUUGUUUGUAUGCCAAGUCUGUCGGGGAUUUACGAGAGCAAUCGAGGAGCGCGCUGAGCUUGAUAAAUCGCGACAUGAAAGGGCGCGACUGCGAGCUGAACAGGCUGCACGAAGAGCCAGGAGACGUGAAACAUGGGGCUCGGCUUCUGACAGCGAUGAUCUGCCUCCGAGUAUUACAUCUAGCGAAGAGUAUAUGGAGAUGAUCCAGGCCGAGGCUGAUACGUACAUGAACAGCCCUGGGCCUGGUUCUGAUUGA
Molecule: messenger RNA, 798 nt
Organism: Penicillium taxi
Lineage: Eukaryota; Fungi; Ascomycota; Eurotiomycetes; Eurotiales; Aspergillaceae
Product: F-box domain protein
Exons: 1
Coding region: 1-798 (265 amino acids)
Molecular function (GO): protein binding
Source: RefSeq, a predicted model, not a curated record